AACAAUUGCUUAAAAUUAGCAAGUCUAAUUAUAUUACCUGUAUACAAAACUCUCUUUAAAAACUAUUUGAUUUGUUAUUUUACGAUUAGACCAUUUUCGUGGGGUUAAAAACAGUUAUCAUCAAAUGGAUGUGACGGCAGCAGACGUUGCUAUGAAAGAAGAAAGUUUGGAGCCUUCUGUUCAUGGGGCUGAUUCAGGAACGACGUUAACACCAGAAAGCAAUGCAAAGGCAACUCUUUUGCAACAAACUCCGCAAUGUGAAAUUCCACCAUUUGCUCAAUGGUUUGACAUGAAAACGAUUCACGAUAUCGAAAAAAAGUCAUUGCCAGAGUUUUUUGAUGGCAAAAAUAAGUCGAAAACACCGGUUGUUUAUAAAGACUACCGUGAUUUUAUGAUAUGUGCUUAUCGAAUGCAGCCAGACGUGUACUUGACCUUCACUGCUUGUCGACGGAAUCUCGCUGGUGAUGUGUGCGUUAUUCUUCGCGUGCAUAGAUUUCUUGAACAAUGGGGUUUAAUUAACUAUUCAGUCCGUCCCGAGACGCGACCUUCUAAAAUUGCUCCUCCGUAUACGGGCCAUUUUCAAGUAUACGCAGACACACCUCGAGGUCUUGCACCACUGGUCCCCCCUCUUGCACCUAGUAUCCCGAAGUCGCAAAGCAAACCUAUACAAUCAGUUACUGCGAAUCGUAAAAAUAUUUACAACCCAGAAACGAGUAACAUUAUUAGCGGCACCCACUCAUCAACACAUGCUACGAAUUCCCCAGCUCUUCAACAGACAAAAAAUGGUUUAAACGGACCACACAAUUCAUUGGACUUAUCCUGUAUAAGCUGUGCAAAAGCUGUUCAAAACACUACACACUAUGAAAGUAAUACUCCAGAUAGAUUUCAACUGUGUGCAACCUGUUUUGAAGAGCAAAAAUUCCCCAACGGUCUUGGCUUACAUAAUUUUGUCAAAAUUCCCAGUGAUAAUGAACAACAAGAACACAAAUGGACGUCUCAAGAAUUACUUUUGCUUUCUGAAGGCAUAGAGCUGUACCCUAAUGACUGGAAAAAAGUUUCUGAGCAUGUUGGCACAAAAAAUGCUGAUGAAUGUAUUCUUAAGUUUUUGCAAAUUCCACCUUCCGACGCCGAAUUACACAAAGCUAAAGAUUAUGAAUAUAGAGCCUCUAUCGGGUUUAUUCAAAAAGAAAAUCCAAUUGUCUCUCUUGUUUCAUUCCUUGCAAAAUUAGCGGAUCCGUGUUCACUCGCAAAGGACUUAAACAUCGACUUGCACAAUAUUUCUGAACAAUUACGGACAGAGUCUGCUAAAUUCCCUAAAGAGGAAAACGGCCAAGAGGUCAAACAUGAGCUCGAGGGAAGCACACAGGACAGCAGUAUGGAAAUUGAUUCGGAGCAAGCAAAUAAUGAGGAAACGUCGAGCAAAGUCAAAACUGAAGCGACUGAUGAAACUACCGUCGAAAGUGAAAGAGAACAAGCGCAGCCAGAAAAGCCUUCUAUUUCCGUGCAAAACGUUCCUCCGGAGAAGGGAGACCUUAUGCAGGAGGAUAAGAAAACUGAGGUAAACAAAGAUGAAGAGCGGAAUUCACCAAAUGACGCUGGUACGAAAAAGGAAGGAGAAAAGAAAACGUUGUCUUCGGAAGAUGAGAAAUCAAUUAUUGAAUUGAACCGCAAACUCGUUCAAAAACAAAUUGAAAAACUUACCCUACGGUUAUCACACUUUGAAAAACUGGAACAACAUCUACGCCUUGAAUCACAAGAACUCGAAAAAAUGCGACAAGACGUGUACUAUGAGAAAUUGUACAUGAGACGUGAACUUUUGAAUUCUCGCAGACGACUGGAACAAAAUAUUCAUAAUUCAGACGGUGUAUUACCGGCGUAAACAAUAGUUAACUCUGUAUCUGCAAGAGUAAAUACUUAUAAAACCAAGUAAAUUGUAAUAUAUAUGAAUUGUUCUUAUAUUAACAUAAAAGGUGAUGAAACAAAAUGUCAAUGAGCCUAACCCAAAGAUGGUAAAGACAGCUUGUG
This is a messenger RNA of Schizosaccharomyces japonicus yFS275, 2025 nucleotides long. Its product is annotated as SWI/SNF and RSC complex subunit Ssr1. The transcript has a single exon. Gene Ontology annotation, cellular component: RSC-type complex; nucleus; SWI/SNF complex. Gene Ontology annotation, biological process: regulation of transcription by RNA polymerase II; transcription initiation-coupled chromatin remodeling. Lineage: Eukaryota; Fungi; Ascomycota; Schizosaccharomycetes; Schizosaccharomycetales; Schizosaccharomycetaceae. Bases 125 to 1879 code for a protein of 584 amino acids. The record is from RefSeq and is a predicted model, not a curated record.